AUGGCACAAGAUUUGGAGCAUUGGUAUCGCAUCUUUCUCUUCUUGAUCAUUUUCUAUCCCAUCAAUCUUCCCCUUCCGACCUUUGCAACUCAUUUGCAGCCCCUGAAUACGUCCGGGUAUCUAUUCUCAAAGGCCGACACUCCAACACUCAAUCCUCCCAAGAAGACCAUCGUGUCUUCAGCAAUGUCGGAAAAGUCAACCUCACGAUCCAAGCGCAACUCCCCGAAGCGCAGUCUCGCGUCCGGUUCAGCAACAAGCGAUGCAAAACGCCGCAAGAGCGAACACGUCAAGAAGUUCACUGAAAUGAAGCUUGGAGACAUUGAACAGAUCUUUCAGAACUCACGAGACGCUCUCAGCAAAGCAGAGGAUCUGUACCAGGACGCUGAAAAGGCGCGCACCGAAAAGAUGGAAACCUACAUGGAUGCGACAAAGGCCAUGACAGGUGCGCAUCAGACACUGUCGAGCGCCGUGAUCCGGAAAGUGAAUGCGACGAAGGACGUCGCCAGACUGGAAAUGAUCAAAGAUGCUCGUGAAGCAAUUGAGAAACGGGAUAACCUGCAGAUUCAAGUCGACAAGCAUAAGAAGGAACUCUUUGCGGUGGAAACCAAACUCUUGAUGUGGGAUAACAUCGCCAACAUGGCGGUAGAAAAUCUCAAGGAAGAGGAUCUGGAGCAACUGUUCCUGUUCCAAGGGUAG
Messenger RNA from Fusarium redolens, 696 nucleotides. RefSeq lists its product as uncharacterized. Bases 1 to 696 code for a protein of 231 amino acids. The transcript has 3 exons. NCBI's taxonomy places the organism in Eukaryota, Fungi, Ascomycota, Sordariomycetes, Hypocreales, Nectriaceae. The record is from RefSeq and is a predicted model, not a curated record.